This is a messenger RNA of Suillus paluster, 351 nucleotides long. RefSeq lists its product as uncharacterized. NCBI's taxonomy places the organism in Eukaryota, Fungi, Basidiomycota, Agaricomycetes, Boletales, Suillaceae. The transcript is spliced from 4 exons. The annotation marks the transcript as partial. The record is from RefSeq and is a predicted model, not a curated record.
AUGGCGCGGCAGGCUCACACCAUGCAAGCUACAUCGACUGCUCCCGCUGUUUCGCAUGCGGAGAUUGUCCAAGCGCUGGACAUGGCCCCUGAGGCUUUUCAAGGAACUCAAAAGCAGAAAAAAGUGCUCGAGGAAGUCCUAGCGUCGCUAGACUGCUCGAAGAAAUUCGACGAGCAAGAUCCUGCCGUGUGGCGCAGGUGUGUGCGAUGGGCUCGUGAAGCUAUGCCCUCCCUGAGUUUGAGAUAUGAAGCCGCCUGGCCAGUUGAGUUGUAUGUGAAAAUCAGCCUCAGCAAGCGCAUUGCAUACAAACGCUACCGCUUCAAAAAGGUAGUGGCACAGUGCAAACAUACA